AUGUAUUGUGCUCAUCCUGUCUCCGGCACAGGCAACAACUCAUUGAUGUAUUGCUACAACAUGAAACCAGUUUAUGGGCAGUCUCCCACUAAUGACGACAUCAACCAGAACUCAUCUUCACAUCCGUCCAUCAAGGCCCCCAGCAAUGUGUUCGCAAGCACCUUCUUUGAGGGGACAAGCAAUUCGCCCGACAUCUGGAAUGCUGUAAAUGGACUGAACCAGCAGGGCUAUGAAGGUGCACUGGGAGCAGCCACAACCCACCAAACACAGCCGGGGAAUUACAGCAACCUGCAACCGCCACACAAUCACCUGGACUACUCCCCGCAUUCUGUGAUGGCUGCUGAUAUGAACAGGGGCCUCCCACCAAUGUCCACAUUUCACCGCAACAAUACAGCACCACGCACUCCAUCAAUCAACACCUCAGAGAAUUCAACAGUCUCAGGGAGCCAGAGAAAUGUGUCAGGAGGGUCACAAACAGGCGAUACCUUGGGCAAAGCUCUGGCCUCUAUUUAUUCCCCCGAUCACACCAGCAGCAGCUUCCCCUCCAGUUCAUCCACACCAGUGAGGUCUCCGUCCCCGAUGCCGAACGCAGCUGAACCUGCAGGUACCAACAUGUGGCCCCGGAGUUCAGUUCAGGCACCAGUCUCACCACACUAUGAGUCUUCACUUAUAUCACUGUCUCAGGUGGAGGACCGACUGGACAGACUGGAUGAUGUGAUCCACGUCCUGAGGAACCACGCUGUGGGCCCCACGUCUGGUCUGCCUUCUGACAUCCACGGCCUGCUGAACCAGACCCACCAGGGCCACCCGGGAUCUGCCAGCACUCUACCGCUCACCUGUCACACUCCAGCCAUGGUUGAAGCUGUCAGUAUGAACAACAACCACUCAGCCUUCCAGAGCCGCACACAAAAUGGCCACCCUUACCCAGCCAGGCAGAGGACCACGCUUCAGUCCAUGCAAAGUGGAGGCAGAGGAGGUCCAGGAGUUCAGGGUAAUCUGGAGCUGAAGAUGGAGAGCGCGGAAAGGGAAGAGAUGAUGCACACCAAUCACAGUCACAGCUCUGACAGCCAGAGAUCAGAUGAGGAGAGUGAGCACAAAACACAAGGAGAAAUCAGUGGAGGGAACAGUAUCCAUGAGGAUGAGGACCUGAGCCCGGAACAGAAGGCCGAACGUGAGCGCGAGAGGAGGAUGGCCAACAACGCCCGUGAACGUCUGCGUGUGCGGGACAUCAACGAGGCUUUCAAGGAGCUGGGUCACAUGUGUCAGCUGCACCUGAAGAGUGAGAAGCCACAGACCAAACUGCUGGUGCUGCACCAGGCCGUAGCAGUGAUCCUCAGCCUGGAACAACAAGUCAGAGAGAGGAACCUGAAUCCGAAGGCAGCGUGUCUGCGGAGGAGAGAGGAAGAGAAGGCGUCUGCAGUCAUGACGGAUCCACAGUCCAUGCAUCUGGCUUUCCAUCCCAGUCUGACGGACCCAGCCAACCCCAUGGGCCACCUCUGAGCAUCUGAUAAUGACUACAUCAAAUCCAACAUCAAAUAUUGAGUGAAGAGCAUCUCAGCAGCAUCCAGCUGUUUUUGGAGGUCCAGCGUUUCGUCUGAAUUCGAAACCAAACCAGCGAAGAGGUCGACCUCUCUGUUUGUAAAGUGUGAUGCAGUCGAACAAUCAUCUCCUCACUCCCUGAACGGACUUUCUAACUUUGUGCCUAAACUUUACUUGUAACAGACAAAUGCAUUGUAAGCUGCAGAUGUUUUGUACAUAUUUUGUAUAUUUAUUGAUUAUCUGUCUGUUUGAAUAUAUCUGAGAGGAUGAAACCCGGUAGUGACAAGGUGUCAUCUGCAAAGCUAGAUAUGUUUCUGACUGACUUUUACAGUGUAUCACUAUUUACCACGUACACUCGUGAUUUCCACCGAGCUCAGAGGACUGACAUUCCCACAUUUGUGUGUUCAGACAGCGGAUUUCAUU
Morone saxatilis (striped sea-bass) is the source of this 1962-nucleotide messenger RNA. RefSeq names its product transcription factor 12-like. Bases 1 to 1500 code for a protein of 499 amino acids. The transcript is spliced from 13 exons. Gene Ontology annotation, molecular function: DNA-binding transcription factor activity, RNA polymerase II-specific; RNA polymerase II cis-regulatory region sequence-specific DNA binding; protein dimerization activity. Gene Ontology annotation, biological process: regulation of transcription by RNA polymerase II. The record is from RefSeq and is a predicted model, not a curated record. Gene Ontology annotation, cellular component: transcription regulator complex. NCBI's taxonomy places the organism in Eukaryota, Metazoa, Chordata, Actinopteri, Moronidae.